This is a messenger RNA of Mesorhabditis belari, 672 nucleotides long. Lineage: Eukaryota; Metazoa; Nematoda; Chromadorea; Rhabditida; Rhabditidae. The record is from the annotation of a GenBank genome assembly.
AUGUUAAAAACGCUGCCUGGAUUAUUCCGCCUCGGCGUGCGACGAGUCCAUCUAACAGGAGCUAAAAAAGCGGCGAUUCCGCUAGUGAUCGAAAAUGACGGUAAAGGUGAACGAGUCUACGAUAUCUACUCUCGGCUACUCAAGGAUCGAAUUGUUUGUGUCAUGACACCUAUUGACGAUUACGUUGCGUCGGCCGUGAUUGCUCAACUUUUGUUCUUGGAGAUGGAGAGCCAAAAAAAACCGAUUCACAUGUACAUCAACUCUCCUGGUGGUGUCGUAACGGCCGGAUUGGGAAUUUACGACACGAUGCAAUACAUAAAGGCUCCCGUUUACACAUGGUGCAUUGGACAGGCGGCAAGCAUGGGAAGUCUUUUGUUGGCUGCCGGAGAAGCGGGGCAUCGUUCAGCUCUUCCAAAUGCACGAAUUAUGCUACAUCAACCAAGUGGAGGUGCUCAGGGCCAAGCGUCCGAUAUUCUGAUUCGUGCCGAGGAAAUUAUCCGUUUGAAACGUCGUCUCAAUGAAAUCUACACUCAUCACACAAAACAACCGGUUGAUGUUGUAGAGAAAACAUUGGACAGAGACAGAUUCAUGUCCGCUCACGAAGCACUCGAAUUUGGAUUGGUUGAUCGAGUCGAAUCCCAUCCAGGAAGUUGUCCAAUUGGAAAUAAUAAA